ACAUAGCUUCACCAAACUGUGCACCGCACCGGGCGUCCUGGCGCAAAGUAGCGCUGCAGACUCGGCUCGGCUCGGCUCGGCAGGUGCCAUGUUGUGAGCGCCGGAACAUGGCGGAGAGUCAGCGCGGUUACCUGGGGGGAGAGUCCGCCGGGGAGCGUUUCACCGAGGACCCGGAGGUGGCAGCCAUCAAGGCCCGGGUCCUAGAGCUGGAGAUGGAAGAGGAGGCGGAGAGACUGAGGGAGGAAGACCAGUGUGUGGUUACCGAGAUGCAGCUUCUGUCUAGCAGCCCUCAGCCUGGGCUGUUCUACAAUAUGACCCAAGAAGAGAGGAUCGAUGCAGACAACAGAUCAGUCUAUGUAGGCAAUGUGGACUAUGGGGCUACUGCUGAUGAGCUGGAGAUCCACUUCAAUGGCUGCGGCCCAGUGAACAGGGUGACCAUUCUCUGCGACAGGUUCUCCGGUCAUCCCAAAGGCUUUGCUUAUAUUGAAUUCUCGGAUAAAGAUGCCGUGAAAAGUGCCAUUGGUUUGGAUGAAACUUUGUUCAGAGGCCGAGUCCUAAAGGUGAUGCCAAAGAGGACCAACAUGCCAGGCAUCAGCACCACUGACAGGGGUGGACCUCGGGGCGGCCGCGCCAGAGGCAGAGGGUUCCGUCCAACCCGUUACCAUAACAACUUUCAGGGUAGAUUCCGGUAUCCCUCUGCCAGACCCCUCCAUCCGGUGCCCCACCCUUACCACGGCGGCCCUACAGUGGGGAAGAAACACUGGGGACACCUGGAAUACCGCGAGCAGGUCCCCAAACGCUACCCGUGCCUUCUCCUCAUCACCCCACCGUCAGAGGAGUCGGGAGCGGGGCCGAGUGAACAACACUACACACAACAGCGCUAGCAUGACCCCGCUGCUUCCGUACCAAAGUGGAAGGAUAAAACUGGAAAAACACAUUUUAAGGAACAUCUUGAUUCCAAUCGUUGCUGGGUUUAGUAUAAAAGGGCAGUACUUGCCAGGAGUCUGGCUGUCUGGUUUUUGACACUGAUGGGCACCAAAAGGAACCGAAUCCCCGUUGAUCCUUGAUCUUGUUUCUUCAUGUUUAUGAAGCUGUCCAAUGGAGACUAUGGGUUUAUUUCCACAAGCGUAUCGUGAGGUAUGCGAGAUGAGACGAGAGGAGAAAAAAAAAACAAAAAAAACAAAACCUUGGAUCAUCACUUUUUGUAACUUAUCAAUGUUUUGGCGCUAUGUUCCUAACCAGUUUGUUCUCUUUCCAAGGGAAUAUUUGAACACAAGUAUUUCUGCUCCAUACUGGUGGGUCAUUGUCUGUGCUGUGCAUUUACUUGGAUGGGCUGAAAUCUGUAAAUUCUGUUCUGUCACAUUGGUAAAAGUUUUAACAUGUCGCGUUACAUGCAUGUCAAAUACCUGUGACAUCAUCAAACAUUACGCCGUUUCAUAUCUUACUACGUUGUUGCGGCUACAUUAUUUUGGCUGAAUUGCAGUGUUUAUAAUUUUACCAUACUGUAUAUAACUUGCCGAAUUUCACUGCUGUAUGAGUGACUACAAUAAAUGAACCAUUAUGCUGUUUCAUAUCGUACUGUUGUUGUUGCGGCUACAUUAUGUUCUCUGAAUUGCAAUGUUUAUAAUUUUACCAUAUUGUAUAUAACAUGCCGAGUUUCACUGCUGUAUGAUUGACUAAAUAAAAUGAAUAUC
Molecule: messenger RNA, 1694 nt
Organism: Lampris incognitus (smalleye Pacific opah)
Lineage: Eukaryota; Metazoa; Chordata; Actinopteri; Lampriformes; Lampridae
Gene: pabpn1l
Product: PABPN1 like, cytoplasmic
Exons: 6
Coding region: 108-884 (258 amino acids)
Molecular function (GO): RNA binding
Source: RefSeq, a predicted model, not a curated record